Messenger RNA from Carcharodon carcharias (great white shark), 4042 nucleotides. RefSeq names its product phospholipid phosphatase 5-like. Gene Ontology annotation, biological process: phospholipid metabolic process. Lineage: Eukaryota; Metazoa; Chordata; Chondrichthyes; Lamniformes; Lamnidae. Bases 247 to 1044 code for a protein of 265 amino acids. Gene Ontology annotation, molecular function: phosphatidate phosphatase activity. The record is from RefSeq and is a predicted model, not a curated record. The transcript has 8 exons.
CUCUCCCUCCCCACUUCGUGGACUUGGUUUGAGAAAGCUCACUCAGAUUGCAGUUGGCCACUUCUUUUACAAUGGCAUUCGAUGCCACUGUAAUCCUUGCUCAUGGGAUUUGAAAACUAGGACGUAUCAAAUACCUUUUCACUAAUCUGCAUUUGUUUAAACUGACUGGGACAAUGCAGAAGCUGCAGCGAGAAAACGCUCCUCAAUUGGCACUGAAACACUCGACCGAAUAAACCUCGGGUCACCAUGCGGAAGAAUGCCAUCGUAAACUUCAUCUGCGAAGUGGCACUAAGAUUAUUCCUGUUUGCAAUAUUCCUGAUUACUGAGACACUAACUCCAUUCCACCGGAUUAUCCAUCCAGAGGAGAUGUGGCUAUACAAAAACCCUCGGAGUGAGAGGGAUACAGUUCCUACAUGGCACAUGUUUGCCAUUUCCUUCCUGACACCAUUGAUGGUGAUACUUCUGAUGAAGGUGCUGAAUCGAACAGAAAAUGGGGAUGUAAAGGAAGGUUGUUUAGCUGCAUCUCUGGGCCUGGUUUUGAACGGAGUGAUCACAAACACCUUGAAACUUGUGAUUGGAAGGCCUCGGCCAGACUACUUCUACCGCUGCUUCCCAGAUGGAGUGGUGACUGAGGACAUGCAGUGCACUGGUGACCCUGGCGCCAUAUUGGAGGGAAGGAAGAGUUUCCCCAGUGGCCAUUCUUCAUUUGCUUUUGCCGGCCUUGGGUUCACAGCCUUCUACCUGGGAGGGAAGCUCCACUGCUUCACAUCGAGGGGCCGUGGAAAAGGAUGGCGACUCUGUGCAAUGCUGAUGCCCUUCUACAUCGCAGCCAUAAUUGCUCUGACACGUGCCUGUGACUACAGACACCACUGGCAAGAUGUGGUGGCUGGCUCUUUAAUUGGACUGACUGUGGCGUAUACCUGCUACCGACAGCACUACCCGUGUCUGUCCGACCCAGAUUGCCACAAACCAUACUUGAAGACCAAACUGUCCACGACGCAAGAGCGCAAGCUAUCGAACUCCAGCUUCAAACUGGACGUAUAGAGAGCCUGCACCAGGAAAUGCCAACCUUUUCCUCACCAUGUAAACUUGCUUUCCCUCUUUUUUUUGGGCAUCAUAUGCACAUAUUUAUAAUGGGACCUUCUGCAACAGUAACGGGCGGGCAUACACGCACAAAAACACACAACACAUACAGAAAAACACACACAAACACACAUGCACAGUACAUGAGCAAAGCAAGGGAAUUAAAUGGACCAGCAAGACACCAGAGCAUUUCAAAUUUUAUUGCUUCAUGAAGUUAAAAUAGUUGAUUUUACCCUUUUUUAAACAAGACUCUUUUUUGUCAUUUUUGCUGGUAUCUAAAAAUUCACAAAUAAAAUGUAGACGGUAUGAAGGCAAUAUUUCACCAUGGUUGUAACAAGUAAGUGCGUUUCGACUUUCAGAUGGGUCAGUUUACUCAGCUCGUGCCAGUUUGAGUAUAAUGCCUUGCUGAACCCACUUGUUCUGUGGAAUUAACUUCAGUGUGGGAACAAAUGACUGAAGUGAUCUGCCCCAUCCAAACUCUGCAUGGUGCUGCGAUUGCCAGCACAAAGUGACUCAGAUCUGUUCCACAGAAUGAGCUGUGCCACUGUUGAUCAGGCCCCUUGACACAUACGUCUUGUUGCAAUUCAGGCUGUGAUGGCUGGUUAUCAAUGGAUUUAUUGUGACAGGGGAGGUGUGCGAUUGUCCACCAUCUGAAAAGGAGGUUACACGCCCAGAUUCAGGUCCCACAGAAACUUAAAAUGACAGAGAACGUGCUCUUUUACAGAAUCUUAUUUCUGUCACUGUGGGGGCUAAUUCUGUUGCUGUGACAUUUCUGUGCCCAGGGUCUUGACUAUGGCUCCUUGCCCCACCCCAAAAAAUAGUUCCUGACGAGUGGACAAUUACAAGCUCCCUGGUGUGGACAAGGCGAGCUGAUAUCCUCUCUCCAUCUUGAAAAGGCUGUGGAGGAAACUGGUGUUCGUUCUGAGUUCCCCUUCCCAUCUCCCUUGCAGUGUCAGAAUUGUGAGAUGAGGUGACCAGCUAAGUUGGGGAAAAAAAAAUCCUGGUUUUUUUUGAGAUGAUUGUGGUGUACCUUCUUCAACUGGGAGGGUGAGAUUUGACACAACUGAUUGACUUGCUAGGCCACUUGUACAGACAGGUAAGAAUCCACUGUGUGGUCUGAGAUGGGGAAAGGACAGCAACUUUCCUUACCUGAAGGACAGAUUGAACCAUUGAGUUUUUACAAAGAUCCAACAGCUUCACGGUCACUUCGACUGACGCUAGAUUUCCUUUUUAUACCAAGUUUAUAUCCAAAAAAAAAAUGUUGAGGUCAAAUUCUCCAAUUGUUGUGAAUUCCAUCCAGGCCUCUGGGGAACUGACCGAGGAGAACCACGACACCACCGUCCCCCUUUCAGAAUGUGUCUGUGGAUUGAAUUUUUAAAGGAUUUUAUACCAUGAAUGGUGACAGCCAUUCUCGCGUAGCACUUGCUCACGUUGUGAGAAAGUCAUUGUAUUUCCAAGGAGAUGGGUCCAGUCCAGAGUGAAGUUGGGAAUCUCAUUUACCCACACCACAAUGGUUACAUCAAGGUUGUAAAUUAAUUCAGUUCAAUUCAAAGAAUGGUUUGUCGCCUUGUGAGUUCAGUCUGUUCCUGUUCCGUCUGGUGCUUGUUAUUAUGGUGGCUGGCUUGCAGGGCGGGAACAUGUGAAGUUUUGUUUCCUGUAAGGAUUGAGGUAUUGCUCUUGGGGCCCCUGGGCAGACGUACUCUCGAUUAUUCCAAUCAUCUUUCCAUAUGGAUCAUAAAUGAACAGCCUUGCCCUAAGGUUUUACUCUCAGAUCUGUCUGCUUGGUGAACCUAUGAGUGCUGUCAUUAUGUAGCUGAGUUGUUGCUUCAUGUAUUUUGUACAGAAUUUUAUGUAUUGUUUCAAUUGUUGUGAACAGGAGCUACCUGUUGCCCCCAAUAUGCGUGGAAGGGAGGGAGGGAGUGGACGUUGUUUCCCAGUGACCAUAGAUGAGCUGUUCACAUUCCAUUUCCUGCAGGGAAGGUCUGGUGUUCAAUGCCAGGGGAGGAUUUGAGCUUGCCGUGGGAUGUCAUGUUGAGAUAACACUUCACCCAAUUCCAUCUCAAUUCAGACGGAGAGGUGGGGAUGGGGUUGGCAGAAUGUGAUACAACGCCUGUUCUAACAGAGACUCUGUCAGCAGGCUCCAGUUUAAUCAAAGCUGCAGAAUUGGCUCAGUGCAACAGUGAUUAAAAUUCACGCCUUCCCCACUUGGCUUUUGUGCCACUUUGAACAAGACUACAGUGCUCCAAGGGCAGAGUCUUAUUAGAUACAUUCCACCUUUCAUAUUAUAUUCCUGUUAUUGACACUAAUCUUAACCAUGGAAAAGAGCAUGACUGCAACCUCCCUGCUGUCUAUUGAAUAGUCCGCUGGCUGGACCUCAACGCAAAAUUGUUAAGCUUAUUUCUGUCCACCAUGAUCUGUUGGCUCCUGUUUGGCAGUGUUUAAAUAGAAAUUAUUUCCAAUUGCAGGAAAAUUAAUCUUGGUGAGUAGUGCUAUCCCCAGUUGCGCAUGUGGUUCUGUUGUGCCUUGUGCAGCACCUUUUCACGCAAGUGUAAAUCUCAAAAGAUAUAUAAAUAUAUAUAUAUGUAAACAAGUUGUCCAUAUAACCAAACUUACUGCUUCCUUUCGAGAUUUAGGGGCACACUGUAACCUGUUAGAGUUGGAGUCUAGCCCAAGGCCAACAAUGCGCCAAGUGGCGCGCGCACAGGCUGGGAUUUUCCUUUCCCAUUUUAUGGAAUGCAAGUUUCCCCAGAAUUUGGUGGCUGCAGGAACCAGUGUUGUCCCUGUGAGUCUGUCAAUUCACUUUACUGUACUGUAACUGUACAAGGGGAGACUGUGACAAGUUUUAAUCCUGUGUUUCAUCACACUGUUUGAAGCAAAUAAUCUUAAAUCAACCCUAUGUAUUAAUGGAAGGUAUUCUGUUUGUGUUGAAAUAAAACAAAGACCAAUAUUUAAAAAAAAA